AUGGGACUUGAUCUGGUCAGAACAAUAAAUCUAAAUAGUAGUUUACUGCAACAAGUAACAGAAAGAAAACGUGAAGUGCUGUGCAUCUUGAGAGAAAAAAUAGUAACAACUCAGAAGUGUACAAUAUCUGAACAUAUCCAGACAGAAGAAAAAAUAGGCGGUGUGAUGGGAUGCAGUACAAAAAUAGUAAAGGUUUCAGUGAGUGAAAAAGGAAGUAUGAUGAAGGACUCUAGUGUGAUCCUUGAAAUUCCUCCUGCGACUACUAUUGCCUAUGGUGUAAUUGAACUGUUUAUAAAGCAAAGUGGCCAGUUCGAAUUCUGUCUGCUAGAUGAACAGCAAGGAGGUUUUGAAAAAGAAAGCACAGAAGGCUCAACUUAUCCCCAUUCAGCGCUAUUCAGAGAUGCUUCAUUUCUCUAUCAGCCAGAUGCUGUUGAUAAUGAGAUGUACUCUGGGGCUAAAAACCUCAUUCCCAGUGAUGCUUCUUUAAGUGUAUUGAAACAAGAUGUGUCACGGUUGAAGACUCAGUUCCAGCCCUUUGUGAAGCUGCCGGAAGACAAGCAGAGAGCUUUAUAUAAAGCCCUUUGUGAACUCUUGCUCCAUGAAGAAAUGGUAACUGCCCUGGAGGACGUGUUAGAUGAUAUCUGUACCGGAAACAAGCCAAAUCUGAAGGAGUUAAAACCUGCACAACAACAAGACCUCCAUGACUUCUUGCAGCUCUUAGGGUGCAGUUUACAGAGUGAGCUGCUGUUGCAGAAGUAUCAGCCUCAGGAUAAAGAACUCUUCUCAGCUGCUCACCUCCUCAUCAGUGCUGUCUCUGAACUGUCUGAUUACACUCUUCUCCUGCUGCGUGCCUGCUGUGAUCUUCAGGUUGUUCCAGCAUUGUGUUGUUUGCCCAAUAUCACUUCAGCCGAUGGCACCGUGGCGCUGAGCAGUCCUUUGGUGGCGUCCCUCACUGACAGAGGAAGAUUUGAUGUUGUGCAAAGGCUGUUUGCUUCAUCAAACAUUAAUUUGGAAAUGACAGAGUCUUCUGUAAAAGUUGUAACUAUGAAAGAACCUAGAUUCUUCCCACUUGUUCUUUAUGUUGCCUUGUACGGUUUUUAUGCUUUAGGUGGGAAUGUGUAG
Phaethon lepturus (White-tailed tropicbird) is the source of this 1122-nucleotide messenger RNA. RefSeq names its product non-syndromic hearing impairment protein 5-like. Gene Ontology annotation, cellular component: cytoplasm. The transcript is spliced from 8 exons. Gene Ontology annotation, biological process: programmed cell death. The coding region runs from base 1 to 1122 and encodes 373 amino acids. The record is from RefSeq and is a predicted model, not a curated record. NCBI's taxonomy places the organism in Eukaryota, Metazoa, Chordata, Aves, Phaethontiformes, Phaethontidae.